AAGCGCCGGUGGUGUUGCUGUUGUUGCUGGCGGAGGAUCCGACCCGGACCGGUCCGCGAGGAUUCACGACGACGAGGAAGAGGACAUCACCGAGCGGGAGGACGAGGAGGAGGACGAAGAUCCCUGCAGCUCGCCGGAGCCCGACCUUGAAAACGAUUCCGAACCCAUGGAGAUCCAAGCUUCGGCGGUCACCGCGGCUGCCGCGAACCUCCACGCGCUACGCCAGCACGUAUUCAAGAUGUCGGAUUACUGGCAGCAGCCGCAGCGAGGUCCGCCUCAGCAUUCGCCCGUGCUGCAGCACAGUCCCAUCUCGAAUUCGACGCAGCAGCAGCAGCAUCAGCAGCAGGUCCAGCAGAUGCACAGUCCGCUCGGUCAGCAGCAGCAGCAACAGCAGCAGACCGCGGUCUCGCAAGUACAACAGAGCGCGAACGCGACUCUCGGACAAACCGCGAGUCCUCAGCAGCAAUUGCAGCAACAGCAACAGCAGCAGCAGCAGCAGCAGCAGCAGCACGCGCUGUCGAUGAACCAGACGAAUCAAGGACCGCAGCAUCAGUCUUCCCCGGCACCGACAACGCCGUCGCCGCAGGCGGAUCAUCAGGGCGCCAUCGCCUCCAGCAUGGCUCAGAGCCUGCACAGCCUGGCGCAAGCACAGCAGUCCAUGUCGCAAGCGUCGAGCCCGUCCCUGGCGGUGCAGGCCGUUCAGGCGGCUCAGGCGCUCAAUCAGAACCUCGGCCAGGCGUUAACCCAGGCGCUCACGCAGAAUAUGCAGCAGAAUCUCGGACAGACUCUGCAGCACAAUCUAGCGCAGAGUCUGACGCCGAGUUUGUCGCCGCAGCAACAGCAGCAGCUGCUCAACCAACCGCAGAAUCUGAGUCAAGCGAGCCAGAGCCUGCAGCAGAACAUCCAAAACCAGGCGCAAAAUCUGUCGCAAACGCUACAACAACAAGCGCAAAAUCUCACGCAGAAUCUCGGCCAGGCGCUUAACCAGCAAGCGCUACAGCAGCAGGCGCAAAAUCUCACCCAGAAUCUGCAGCAACAAGCGCAGAACCUCACGCAGAAUCUACAGCAGCAGGCCCUCAACAUGGCCGGCACCAUCGCGCAGAACGGCGGCCUCGCCGGUAUGAAUAUGUCGGCCGGUCAGCAGCCGAAUUCGCAAAAUUCCAUGUUGAGUCCGGGCGCGACCAGCCAGGACUCGCACGACGCCACCCUCACGGAGAAGCUCGUCAACGAGUUGCAGUCUCGUGCCUCUGCGGCGGGGCUUGGAGGUGCGGUAGGUGCCGGCGGUGGUGGAGGAAUGGGCAACAUCAGUGAACGCACCCUCGAGGAAUGCUGGUCUACCCUGCAGCGAUUCUUCUCGCAGAUCUUCAUGCACAAGAACGCGAUGCAGAUGCACGCGAGGGAACUCGGCGCGGGUGCGCUGACGGGAAGACCCGGUGGCGGCAUCGCCGGAGGUUUGGCCGGUCUUGGGGUCGGCGUCGGCGUCGGCGUCGGGCCCGGCAUGAUCGGCGGCAACGAGGUUAAGCCGCACCAGUGCCAGCAGUGCCUCAAGUCGUUCUCCAGCAAUCACCAGCUCGUGCAGCACAUCAGGGUCCACACCGGCGAGAAGCCGUACAAGUGCAGCUACUGCGACCGCAGGUUCAAGCAGCUCAGCCACGUGCAGCAGCACACACGACUGCAUACGGGUGAACGACCGUACAAGUGCCAUUUACCGGACUGCGGGCGGGCCUUCAUCCAACUGUCGAAUUUGCAGCAACACCUGAGGAAUCACGACGCUCAGGUGGAGCGGGCGAAGAACCGGCCGUUCCACUGCAACAUCUGCGGCAAGGGCUUCGCCACGGAGUCCAGCCUCCGUACUCACACGUCGAAGGUCAGUCAUUGUUCGAAGUACCCAUGGCAACGAUUAAAGGAGUUGCAACAGCGUGUUGUGUUCCAGCAACACGCCGCCCUGAUCGGCGGCCCGAACGCAACCAGCUGUCCAGUAUGCCACAAGCUUUUCCUCGGCGGUGAGGCACUGAUGGAGCACAUGAAGCACACCCACAAGGACCCGAACGCCUCCGGAGUUGCCAUUCCCUCCGCUGACUGCACAACCUCCGUUGCCGGGGUUUACCUAGCGAAGCGACGGACCGCCAACCACCCGUGCCCAGUGUGCGGGAAGCACUACGUCAACGAGGGUAGCCUUAGGAAGCAUCUGGCCUGCCAUCCUGAGACCAGUCAACUUAGCACGAGCCUCAGGAUGUGGCCGUGCUCGGUGUGCCAAGCCGUCUUCACUCAUGAGAGCGGUCUCCUGAGCCACAUGGAGCAUAUGAGGAUGGACCCGAAGCAUCAAUUCGCGGCGCAGUACGUGCUAAGCCGCGCGGCCGCCGAAAGGCGGGAGAGAGAGAUCCUCGCGAGUUCGAGUUUAGGAGCGGGUUUGGGCGUGUUGGGCGGAAGUCAAUCCGGAGGACCGCAAAACUUGCAACAACCACCUAUGUGCCCGUCGCCGUCGGCCCAUUCGGACAGCAGCAGCGGCAACGGAAGACUGUCGUCGGCCGGUAGUGAACCUGAUUUCUGCGCAGGCACCGGUCUACUGAACAACAACAACAACAACAACAACAACAACAUGGCAUCGCCGGGACCGAGCGGCAACAAACUUAGCGAGAUGCUGCGAGCGGGUAGCCAGCCAGGCUCAGCGCAGCAGUAUCACGACGAGAUGCAUUCGCAGCAACAACGCAUGGCUGUCAUGGCCGCCGCCGUGUCAGCGGGAUUGCAAAAUUCCGUGUCGCCCAAUUUGUCGCCGGUCGACAUGGCAUCGCUGGCGGCGGCUAUGAGAAUGGGCAACAACGGUGACAUGAGCGGCAAUAAUCAAGGAUCGACCGGACCCCAGCAGCAGGGAGUGCAAGCGAGCGGACCGGAGCAAGCUCUGAGGAUGCAUCAGGCGGAAGCUUUGCUCCGUUCCCAAGCGGAAGCUGCCCUUAGACUCGCGGUAUCUCAAGCGGCGGCAGCCGCAGCGAGUUCCGCGGUGGGUGGUGACGUGAGGCAUCAUUUAGGACAGCAUAAUGGAGGCAGCACUUCCGGCAUGCCAGGACAUCAUACGAAUCAACAAAUGUCCCAACAGGACACUCUAACGCCGGAUCUCGGAGAAGCGUUGCGGCUACAAGAGCAGCGAUUAGAGCAGGCCCUCAGGCUCCACGGCGAUCCGCGCGCCUUGAGCUUCACUCUGGCUCAGCACGUUGUCAAUCAACAAAGCAAUCAGCAACCCUGAAAAUUCAGUUACUACUGAGACGAGUGGACCCCUUGGGCGCCGGAUCAGAUGGCCCUGCAGCAGAACGAGCGCAUGAAUCAACAACAGUCGCAAUCGUCGACGGAGCGCUCGACACCGCUGCUCGAUCAACAACAGCAGCAGCAACAGGGCCCGUCUUCCAUCGGUCAUCAUCAGCAGCAGCAGCCACACCAGCAGCAGCAGCAGCAACUUGAAGACCGUGGCGUCAAGAGAAAAGCCGACGAAAUGAUCGGUAACUCCGAAAACGCGUAAAAGCGAUCACGUGCGACUACGGAUAACGAUGACGUCAUCGUCAUCGUCGUCGUUAAAAGUCGACGUGAUUCGCUCGAGCGUCCAAGUGCGGUCGUUAGAUUUUCGCUCACUGUCUCAGCAGUAAGAAAACGUCAAAACACAAAGACUUUGAAGGGAGAAUGUGAAAUUCGGUGUCUUCCUACUCGGAUAGAACCGACGUGGCCGGACCAACCGGAAACCGACCGAGAGGGCAUCCUCCUCUCUCGGCCGACGAACUCUCCGGAUGGGAUCGUGCUAGGAGGAGAGUGAGAAUACGUAUAGCAAUCCGUUGCACGGCGCGAGGCGGAAGGAUCGCGGUGGCGACGGCCAUUUCUCGCGAUUCUCCGCGUAAUUCCACGCGUCGUUGUUCCUACACCGGUCCUGAAUCAAGAACGGAUCUUACGGCGGCGUCUUAUUCAGCGUCGUCCCGUCAGGAUUUUCAGGACACGUCGCCACCGCCAUGCCGCCGCCUCGACUCCCAAAACGUGCCAUAAUAACUAACGAGAAGCUGCUGAAGUAAAAAAAAAAAAAAUCAGUAAGUCAUCCCGGGGCGUCACACGUUCCGGGAUGCGUCCCGAGGUACUAUGAUCUUUUUAGUACAAGAGCCGAUACAAGCGGUACGUGACGGUUGCCAAGGGUCCAACGGGCGACCCUCGACCGUCCCGUGUGGCCGGGCUCAACAAACCUAAACUACUAUAUAAAUAUUAUACAUAGAUACGUCUAUCUCUACCGAACCGCGCUUAAGAAGGUUCCACUCCUUGAACCCCCUAAUCUUAGAAGAAAGCUCCCGUAAUGCUUAAAGCGAAAUGCACACCACCGCAACCACCCACGUACGAAGGCUCAUCGUCAUCAUGGUGUGUGUCGCGCGGUCGCGGCGAACAUUCCACCACCGCAGGUGGUGCCGUGUCGCCGUGUUGUACGGUUGUUAAUUAUAUACGUACCGAAAUCCCCUUCCCCGCGUGUGUGUGUGUGAGACAGACGGACGCAACGCGAUCCGUACGGACGUUCUCCUCAUUUGCGAGCAACGUUUCGCGCGACGACGACAAAGGGACGUUGUUGACAUUUCGCGCUCGAGAAACGAACGUCGUCGGACGUGCGCGUGUCGAAACAGAUACGUAUACGCACACACACGUGUACACACGCACACACGUCAAUACACACACGUAAAUACACACAAAGACACACAUAUGUAUAAUAGAGAACUCUCAUAUAUAUAUGUAUAUAUGUAUAAAGAUAUAUACAUAUAUAUACAUGGAUUGAGAGGAUUCAUCAGCAGCACACUUUUAAGGUGAAGAUAUAAUGCGCGCAACUUGUGCUCGUCGGUAGCACGGAAACUAUUAGCUCAUAAGCGAACAAACAAAAUAUAGUUAUUACAAACAGUUAUAUUAUAUAUAUUAUAUAUACAUACAGAGUAUGAAGAGAGUAUGACACAGACAAAAAAAAACGGGCGAAACCCAUUCACACUUACACGUUUAAUUGAAGAAAAUACGGUAAGCGUGAAAGAGCACUUUUCGUGAGCAAAGCACGCGACGGAGAAGAAGAGAGAAAUAAAAAACUAAAUGCUAAAUAUUAUAUAUAUAUUAUAUAUAUAAAUAUUAUAAAUAAUGAAUAUAUAGGGUCUAUGAGACUAGGAUAGUUAGGCGAAAGGGAAAUAUAUGAGCGAAUGCGGAGCGCGCGCCUCCGUAGAUUUUACGUGAUCCCAAGCAUUGUCGGUGCGAGAAUGCGACAGCACGAGGAGAGAAAGAACGAAGAGCGCGAGAAGAAGAUGAGAGUACGUGCGAGAGGAAAACGAGAAAGAGAGCGUGCGAGCGAAAGGGAGAGAGAGAAAGAAGAAAUACGUGAAUGAUUUUACGAAUGAACGACCUUGGGAUCUGCGUAAACGCGCGGGCGCGCCGUCGAGUGGAUGGACAGAUCGAAUGAACGUGAAUGCUUCGUGAGCAUCAAGGAAGAGCGAAUGCAAGGACGAGAGUGAGAUUUUAGAAUGGCGUGCUUCAGGUAAUCUGAGGUCCUGUGAUCGUUAUAAGCGAAAUAUUUUUUUAUUUCCGGGUAAUAUAAUCUGAAACGCGUAAAACUUCUUGCGUCGUUUUGAACUUUUACUUGCAAUAUACCGUUACGUUCUCGCAAUACUUAGGAUGAAGAAGAAUAAGAAGAAGACGAAUAAGGGUGGAUGAAACAAAAAGAACAAACGAAAAAAAUAAUAUAAUACGAUACGAAGAUGAGGAUGACGAGGGAGAGGAAGAAUAUGAAGAAAAAUAAGCGCGUAGGUUUGAUCGUGGAGCGAACUUUUAAAGACUCGAGCCAGCCCCUUGCCCUCCUGAAAAUGUUCCCCUUUACGCGACGCCCCAUCAAUCCAAAUCGACCAAAUUUUCCUUCGCCUUCCCCAUCUCUCCGAACUUUUGACGAAACUUACGGAUCGUCCGUACUUUCGAUGGGGUUAUCUUUCGAUAAGAGACCAGACGAGACGCUGACUGGAGAGAAAUACGUUUGACAUUUGGUUGAAAAUCAUUUCUCGACACUGGAUAACGCGGAUCCUCAAAAGAACGAAAAACCGACGGAGAUAAAGAGGCGGUUCCAAUGAAAAAAAAAAAAGAAGACAAAAAUAAAGACAACUAAAAAGUAUAAGAAAAUCGAUUCGACGCGCAUUCACCUACGACAUGAUUCGAUUUCUUCGUUUCUUCGACUGGCAAUCGCGGACUGAUAGAGUGCGGAAUUAAAUGGUAGCGUGCCGAAUUUGUUCACAUUUCUGGACAUCAACGUCGACCGCGUUACUGUUGUUGUUGUUGUUCCUUCCGGAGACUUUCGACGAAAUCUUUCGUUUUUGACCGGCUCAUUUUUUGAAAAACACCUCGGCCUCUUUGAUCCUUUCUCUAAAAAGUUCUCCCCUCCUUUCAUCUCUUUCCAUUGCUUUUUUCCAAAAAAAUCGAAAUUCUCUAAAUUGUGUCAAAUAAAAUUUCGCCUACGAAUCUUGUUGGUAAAAUAUCUCCCGCUAUGUUAUUAUAUGGAAAAGGCAUUUUCCAGAAAGAAACUUUAAAAAAAUUUUCUAAAAAUGCUUCUAAUUGUCCUUUUCAUGAUACCUCCCCCUCUUUCAAGCCCCUUUGUUCGCCAAUUACGAAAGUAACCUAACGUCGUCAUCUUCGUUGAACGUAAAAAAAAAACACGCGCCGAAAAGCCGCCGGAUAGCCAGGCUUUUUGACCAUCUGGGACGAGAGAAGGAAAGAUUGCUAAAGGAUUCAUCGUCAAAGCUACAUUAACGAUUGCACUCGUCUCGCGAACGGAACUCGACGGAUACGUCCGAUGUUUUCGAAAAUUUUGCGACUCUCUCAAAAACGUUUCCAUCGUUAUUCGGAUCGAUUAUUAUUCGCGCAAAAUUUAUUCGAAAAAUUGAUACUCUUUGGAUUCACCUUCAUUUCUAUAAAGUAAAAAAAAUUUAAAGGAGGAGGGCCUCCGUCGAGUUCUGGUGAUCGCAACUACGAGUCGAUUCAUUGAUCGUUAUUAUUAAAGUUUUUGCGUUACAGGGCGUUUUUUCCUCGGAUUAAGUAGUAUGUAAAUACACCUUGAUAUCACAAGCAUAAACUGAGAAUUUACUGGUAAACUUAAACGAACGUACAUAAUGAAAUAGGGUUAGUUUCUAUGUAAAUACCUAAAGCUGGACGAGUGCAUACACCUCGUUCACGCAACCAACGAUAAUCGUUUCUUAUCGAACCAGAGCUUCUGUUCGUUAUCGGUGCGUGUCCCUGAUGAUCGGCAAUCGCUUCCGCCUGCUCAAUCCCUCUCCUGCUCGGAAGAGCAGAUUUAACAUGUCGAGGAAGGAUCGCGCGCGGAAACGUUUACCGUCUGUCUGGGACAUCACCGAUCGGGAAAUUCUUUUUUUUUCUCGACACCGAUACUCUUAACACAUUGAUACAUUUACACACAGACACAUUCACAUUAUACGGCAUUGCGAUGGAUUGUACGAUAGGAACACACAUAAUACCUGAAAUGCAAUCUUCGUACACUUUGACGCCCGUAUAUAACAACGUAGAGACCGAUUUUUCGGAGAAUUUUUAUUAGCCAAUAAUCGUGCUUAUUUUUUUUUUGAAAAUUUAAAAGUCAUAGAAUAAUGAGACAUAUGAUAAUGAAAUUAAUAAAAGUUUCAGGCGGUUUUUUUAAAAGAUACGUGCUGUAGGAAAUUGAGAAUGAAAGAGUUUGGAGAAUAUCUGGCAGAAAGAGAGAGUGAGAAUGCAAGGUUGAUAAAUUUCGGCACAAAAAAAGUCGAAUAAAAAUAUAAAUCGAUAUCUGUGAGUUUGGAGAAUGAAAUUAUAGAGUGGAUGAAGAGAGUUAUUUAGGGAAAGCUGUUAGGCACGUAUCGCGCGAUCGCCAAGCAAAAUUCUCGUUGAAAUUUGCGCGGUAUCCAAAAAAAGGAAUUUCCAAUCAAUAACACUUUUCAAAAGGUGUAAUUUUAUUUCACGGUCCCUAAUCGAGCGUCGAGAGGUAUCGAGAAUGAUGCACGAUCGGGUAGUAAAAGCGCGAAAGAGUGAAAUAAGAGAGGAUGAAAAAAGAGAAAUCAGCGUUACUACUUAUACCAUCUCACUAUCACCAUCACAAAAAAAUUAAAAAAACAACAACAACAAAAUACAAAACACUACCACCACUACCACGUCGAGAUCCUUCAUGACGAUCGCGAUCAUGAAACGAUUGAUAGACGGCUGUUUUCGACCGGUGCAUCCUGCCGUGCGCCGAGGGUUGCUUUUUUUAAUUAGCGAAGCGAUACGUAACGAUCGGGACGGGAUGGUUCUCAAUCCUAUCCCGAUCGAUAAUUCAAAUGCACAUCUCCGCGCGAAAAUGGAAGAAUUCCCAAGGCGCCGGCCCAUGCCCCGCGAACGUGUACCAUAAUUUUAAAUUUAAACGAAAGAUAAUGAAAAAAAACACACAAGCGCGUUAAACAAUAGAUCUAGUAGUGUAUGUUCUGUAAUCAACUGAAACGUAAGCGAAGAUAAAGACAAGAUAAUAAUAAUAAAAAAAUGCGGCUCGCGCCGCGGAAAAAACACAAAAAAAAUAAUUUACAAAUAUAUUGAUUUACAUAUGCCCGUAACUCGUAAGAGGGCCGGUGGCGCAACCGCGUCCACCCGCAUGAGAUUUUCGGGCCCUACGACGGCGAUGAAGAAGAGGAGACGGCGGGACACGCGUAUUACAGAGAGACGUUGGAAGAACGAGCUCGCGAGCAAAUCAAGCAAAAGCGGAAGAAGCGCGCGAGAAGCGUGAAAGACACCGUGAAGAAAGAUACGAGGAGAUUGCGAGCGAUUGGAUCGUCCGUCUUCGUCGCGAGAGAUGCCGGCGAGCCGCGCAAAGAUCACGAAGAUGACGAAGAUGAUUAGAAGCAGCCCCGAGCCGCGAUGAGAUGAAGAGGGAGAGAGAGAGAGAGGCUCGCACGCGUCUAACGAGACGGGAGAAUCCAGAGAGGGAAAUCCCGAACAGACGUCACGGACGAUCCGAAGAUAUAAAGCGCACCCGACCGUAGCCAACUCGUGGAAACGCGACUUAGACAGUCGAGAAGGGGCCCACGGAUGAUGAUAAGAAAUAUAAAAUAUAUAUAUAUAUGCAGAAAGGUAUAUAUAUAUAUACAAUAAUGAAAAUCCAUAGCGCGACGUCGCCUGCAAAAUCGGCCCUAACUAUAAUCUUAAUCUCUUUCAUGUAAAUUUGCUAAAUGUUUAAAUAAUCUAAAAAGUGCCAUAGCCCGGAUGCGCUGGUGCAUACUCCCAGCGCAUACACACUCACAAAUACGACUCGAUCUUCACGAAUAAAACGCAAAAUCCGCGGAUCCGCGCGUGCCUGAGCGGCCGCGCGGCUGCGGUAAAAUUGGUAUUCUCGCCAAGGAACAAAUAUACAAUGUACAACAGCGACAGAAACCAACGCAAACAAGACAUGCCCACCAUAGAAGACGUACGGCGCGUACGCGCGUCCCAAUGAUACACAAGUUAAAGCAAAGUUGCCCUGGUUCACGAGCGUGCAACCCCGCGCGCUCAAACAUUUUGCAAUACACGAGCACACAGGUGCUCACACACACAAUAUACAAUGUACAAGUAUACAGUUCUAUACUAUUUUACACUGUGAAAGCACACUUAUCUACACUAUAAUUACACACGCUACGGAUAUGUAAAGCCAAUUAAUUUUGUAAAUUUCCUAAAAAAGGAUUUUUAAAAAGCUACGAUUCGGCCUCGAAUAAUAAUAAUAUUUUCACGCGCGUCACGCAGAUAACGCCGAUUCGUCUGGAAAAAGCUUUCCGGACCUUUCUCAAGAGAGAGAGAGAAAAGGCACGCUUUUCAGACGGAGACGCGUCAUUUCGGGCGCCGUUGAGAAAACGUGGAUAAAUUUUUCAUGGUAAUUCGAAAGGUAAAAUUUGUGGAUAACAUGACAGCACACGCGUUUGUGCUCUCAAUACUAUACGUAAUGUAUAAACGGAGCAAAAUUCGCGGCCUUUGGCAUACGUUUGGAUGCAGUACCGAUGAUGAACGGUGCGUGCACGCUCGCGUGAGAUGAAUGCGAGUGCGCACGCCCAAAACGCGUCCCGGACUUGACACGAGAGUACCCGGAUGUGACGUGUGGGCGGCCUCUUCGUCGGGCUACGAAUCCCCGACGACGGACAGGUGGCGAGGUGCCAGAGAAUCUCGUCGACGAGAGUCGACGAGAUAAAAGAGACAUAGAGAAAGAGAGAGAGAUAUAUAUAUAUAUAUAUAUACGUACAUAUAUCUCGAGUAGAGAAGCGCGAGGAGCGACAGACGAAGCAACGAACAAAGUUCGUGUGUCCUUUGAGAGUGAAACUGAUAGAGAAAAAAAAGAGAAAAAGGCACCUUGGAUGCCACCGGGAGAGACCCCUGUUCCACGAGACGCAAUCACGAGAAAGGUGUAAUAAUUACAUGAGGAACACAUACACAACCAAGAGGAAUGUGGCAGCGGCAAUUGCAUAAGGGCCGUUGUUCGAGUGCGGCUUUACAAGCAAAAACCGUUGGUUUGUUUUUGAUCGGGUUUUAAUUUUUUAAUGAAAUAAUCUCACGACGAAUAUAUAUGACGUACGAUCGCGCGCGCGCGCUCGCGCUCGCCCGCCACGAAGAUUUGCAGCUUUCGCGGCAAUAUUUAUGGGGGCAACACGGCACGACGUACGACGUAUGUGCAUAUUAUUCGUGGCAGUGUGUAUCGUAAGUGCGCAGCAUAUGAUAAAACCGACAGUCUAGCAGUGCGAGCGCCUCGGCGGCAUUCGCGUUUUCACGCGGUGACCCUGACCGAGCCUCCGUGAUUAAAAACCGGAAUAAGUUGUUUCAAUGUCCACUAUAUAAAAUGAAGAGCCAUAGUUGUUAAGGCGGUGGGUUCCGGCGUUCGGCGAGUCGACUCGACCUCGCAUUAUCGCGUUCGUCCUGGCCCCAGCGAAUAAACUUCGAGAGAGAUGACGGCGGCGAGUCAACGGGGAAAACAAUAACGCGCGAGAGAAAGAUUUCAACGACCGCGAAACAUUUCGGCAUCUUGUCCAAAAUUAUGAGGUUCCUGGCAGAUCGAAACGACCGAGGUAGCCGAGAUAAUCCGACUCGGGUAUAUUUGGCGUCUAAAUAGCGACGUUCGGAAAACGAAAUUUUAUUCACUGAUUCAUAUCCUUGCCGCACUUUUAACGUUAAGCGCGACUCUCGAUUUUCAUUCGUUUUUUUAUUCUCUUGGAAAGAGAAUGACAUUCCACGUGUCGAUGAAAAGGGAAUGAAAAUUUGGACGUCGCGAUUGACGCUAAGCGUGUAGUGAAAAUAUGGAUCUUCAUCUCGGCUACGCCAAGCGGAUAGAAGAGUGAGAAAGAGAGCGAGACGGUAGGAUAACAUCGGAAAAGGAGAGAAUCCAGAGACUCUAAACCUUAUGAUCGAUCGAAGUCGUGAAGAAGUAGCGACUGCCAUGAUCCCAAACCAUCUAUACAAUUGACAAUGAUCGACAACGACGAGCGUGCGGACCCAUCGCGCUGUCUCGCCACGGGCAGAUCAUGCGAACACGAUGUGCGAAUCGAUCGUGCUCGAUCGAUCCUGCGAUCGUAUCGCGUGGUCUUCGUGACGAGACGAUACUCUUUUCAAAAUAUUCUUCAUCCUUCUGUUCAGAAGAAUGCGUUUCUUUCAACCUGAAUGAUCAACCCCCCGCAUGCGUGUCCGAGGUGAAAGGCCGAGUCCAUUUAUUCGGCGUAAAACGAAAAAAAUUUAAAGAAAAAAUAGAACAAUGAAAAAAGUUGCGAAUUUAUCGGAAGGUGAUUGAUUACGAAUCGGCGAAUAAAAAAGUGGUAAUCGAAAUGAAGAUGAAUCAGUACAUUGUCCGCUGAGUGGGUGCCUUCGUCAGGGUUUUCCGUUACAGUAAACAGACAGUUCUCAAGUAUAACUCACAAUUAGUAGUGCUAUGGUAGAACAGUAAUCACAAAUGUACCGCAGUUAAACAGUUAAAAUAAGUAAGUAUACGGGAAGCACGUGGUCUUUUUCAGUGUUUGCAGAAUCUCGUCGUACAUCAUCUAUACCGCUAGUCGGGUAGUGACACGACCGGAAGUAUACCGGAUUCAUUUCGUGCGCAACUUCCUGUCCCUCCCAUUCCGAUCCUUCGUUCAGGUACAUAUUUCUUCCCCCUCCCGAUAAUCUCUUCCUCAAUUUUUUGGACUUAGAACGACCGAUACAAAAAAGAUUCGAUCGAAUUAUCGAGAGAAACACAUCCUGUGAAAGUUAAAUUAAACAAAAAUUACCCAACCUUAACCAAAAACCGGUCGCUCGCAUCCCUCCUUCCACUCAACUCAAUCGUCAUUUAACGAAUAAAUAUGAUAAUAAGUGUACUAAGUGUCUGUGUAGUUUAGCCAACGUGUACGUUGUAUACUCUGAGGUAGGCGCGAGGAAACGAGCGUGAAGAGGGAAAUAGGAUGAGAUUGAGCAGGAUAAAGAAGGAGAGAGUGGUAGACGAUUGCACGGUGGAGCCAUAUUUAACUAACUGAUAACAAUUAAUUAAUUACAGUAAUCAUUCAAGAUGACUUAAUUAACCGUACCGCAUACACACAUGCAUAAUUAUUAAUUACACGUAUUCCAGUAUUAUAAGUAAGGGCCAAGCGGUAGCGCCGCGCAUACCGCGCGCACCGCCUCUAUCAAUAAAUAAAUCGCGGAGGCACUCACUACGGAACACGACGAGCAGGGACUUUGGGACUCGGAUGCGGAUCGGAGGGUACCUGAACACGCGAGCCACGUGAUCGUCCGCGAGAUCAAAACUUGUCUGCAACAUGUUAUUCAACGUGAGGGAAUUCAAAGAAAAAAAUAGAAAAAGACAAAAAAAGAAGAAGUCAAGUUUUUCCCUAUAGCAAGCUUAUAUCCGGCUUUUCUCCGACGUUGGACGAUCGAACUUAUAUAUUCGGAAGUUGCUUUCGGCAGUUCGGGCAAGCCUGAAACGUCAGUUUCAGCCGCCAGUCCAUGCUCGACACAGCGCCGUGUCAGGCAACGCGUGUUCAGGUGUCCUAUAUCCCCGUUACUUUAUUGGUCUUUCAAGUGCAACGUUGAGUUAUUUCACUUACAGCGUUGUUUUUCUACACAAUACAAAAUACCCCUACCACCCGUCCCCACCGGCGAACCAAUUCACCUCAUCACGCUCCCUCAGGAACAAAGCAUCCCUUUCACCCACUGUCCCCCUUCCAACUCAUCUCCCUCAUAUACAAUGUUGUUUCACGUUCGUUCGCGAUGAACUUGGUUGCGAGUUCGACGACGACUACGCUCCGUUCCUCAUUAGAUAAAAUUUAAAAUUAUCAGACAAGUUCUUUUAUAUAUAUAUAUAUAUAUAUUUUUUUUUUUAAUUAAGUGAAAAAUUCGAGUUUUUAUAUAUAGGAAAAUAUUCAUUUAUAUAUGGGAAAAUAAGUAUUGAUAUUCAGAAAGCAUUGAUAUUCGAUAUAAUUGAUUUAUGUUAAUAUUCUCGGAAAUUUCAGAAAAUGUCUUGCAAAAAUUCAUCAAAAGUCGAUGCGUCUGCAAUUUUUAGCAUCGCGGAACGGAGCGGACUUGACCUCGACUCCGAAAAUAGCGAACGUUAAGUUUCAGAAUUCAGACUUUUACGUACAGUUAGUUACCGAGUAAUACAGCGCAAGUUAUCGUUAAUUUUCGACGCGCAGCCUCAUUGCGACAAGGGUCACGAAUUAAAAAAAAAAAAAAAAAAAGACGACCUUAUCUGCAUAUUCGAACCGCAAAGCGCGCGACGAGGAUGCGCGUGCAGGUUUAAUGGUAUCGAUUGAGUUUGGUCGAAGUCCCCUUUUGGGCAAACACACCGACGCACUUCCGGUCCCGCCGGCCAGCAUUGUUUGACGGAAAUAUAAAAAAAGAAGAAAGAAAAGGGAAAAAACAUUAUAUCUCUCGAGCCUUCGUGAAGAUCGCGACAGAAGAGGAAGCGAUCCUCCGUUCGAAAUUCAAUUCUAGUCAAAAGAGGGUACAAAGCCGAGACGGGUGUCAACUCGAACAGGCGAAAUCGGUACUUAUUUAAUGCGAGGCGAAAGAAAGGAGGAUACGGAGAGAAGAGAAAAAUGUGAGAGGAGGAGGCUCGAGAGGGAAAAAAACUUUCCAUGGGAUUGCGCAAGCGCGCAUUUCACUCGACGCGCAGAGAAGAUAUUAAAAAGAGAAAUGGAGAAAAUCAGGAAAGUAAAAAAAAAAAAAAUGAUGCUGGGAACGCAAUCUGUGGAAUCG
Molecule: messenger RNA, 14214 nt
Organism: Nylanderia fulva
Lineage: Eukaryota; Metazoa; Arthropoda; Insecta; Hymenoptera; Formicidae
Gene: dati
Product: zinc finger protein datilografo
Biological process (GO): embryo development; regulation of transcription by RNA polymerase II
Cellular component (GO): nucleus
Molecular function (GO): DNA-binding transcription factor activity, RNA polymerase II-specific; RNA polymerase II transcription regulatory region sequence-specific DNA binding
Source: RefSeq, a predicted model, not a curated record